AUGGAAAGGGGUCAGCGGAAGGGAACCACAUCGCUUAUAAAAUCUGAUACUGAUAAGGAGAUCAGGAAGAGUGACAAGCAAGAGCGACAGUGUGCUGAGUGUGAGGGUUUUGGACAUUACAAGUCUGAAUGUACAAACAACAAACGUAAGAGUUCUCUGCAGUGCUAUGGGUGUAAGGGUUAUGGUCACACUAAGUUUGAUUGUCCUUCACGUGAGAACAAGCAGAAGUCUUACAUUACUUGGAGCGAAAGUGACUCAGAUGAAGAAGUCAGCAAAGGAGAGGUUCUGAACAGCUUCGUGGCACUGCUGGGUGUCAUUGAGGAAGACGAAGAAGAUGAGGUGGUGUUAGAAAACAAAGACAUAGAUGAGAAGGUUGAAUCUGAUUCAGAUGGACAGGAGGCUGAUUUGUCGGUAGAAGAUCAGAUAGAACUUCUCAUCAAGACAGUGUUACAGAAUACCCAAGACAACACCCAGUUGACUUCUGAAAGGGAUACUUUGCAACUGCAUAUUGCAAUGAUCACUAAAGAACUAAGUGAAGAGAAGGCUAAGACUCUGCGUCUUGAGAAGCAGUUAGAAGAACAGCUGAAGAAUAUCAGAAUGCUGAAUAAGGGAACCAAAGAUCUGGAUACACUGCUUAAUGCUAGAAGAUCAAGCAAUCUGAAGUGGGGUUUGGGUUAUCAAGGAACAAACACUAACACGACCACCCAGUUUGUCAAAGGGAUGGGGUCUGAACCCAGACUGAACGAGAAGAAAUUCUCUACAACGACUAGACCAUAUGAUCAGCAUUAUGUGAAGCAGAAUCCAAGAAUCCCAAGGAUGAGGAUGCAGCCUGAUUUGUCUACAAGACCGCCAUAUGCCUCCAGUGGGUUUCAGCAGACGACUCAAAGACCUAAUCGUGUGUCUCGCCUGGUGCAACGUGGUGAGUUUUAUCCAGCUGUGAGAAGAAACACUCAGGGAUAUGUCAGGAAAGAUGAUCUCUACUGUCAGGUGGCAUUCACAGCGGAAAGAACAGAGGUUGAUCAGGCCAAAAAGGUGGCAUUCACAGCGGAAAGAACAGAGGUUGAUCAGGCCAAGUGGUACUUCGACAGUGAAUGCUCCAGGCAUAUGACCGGUGCCCUUGACAAUCUAUCUCAUUUAGAAGAUGUUGCUGGAGGAAGAGUUACUUUUGGUGAUGGAGGAAAGGGAACAAUCCGAGGAAAGGGUACAACUAGUGGUGAAUCUCAACCACAUCUUAAGGAUGUUUUCUUGGUCGAAGGGUUGAAGGCGAAUCUGAUAAGUAUUAGCCAGUUGUGUGAUGAAGGCCUGGAUGUCACAUUUACCAAGAAGGGGUGCAAGGCUGUUGAUCAACAAGGAUCAGUGCGACUCAGAGGCAGGAGAUCUGGUAAUAACUGUUACAUGUGGAAAUCAUCAAUGCAGUGUUUCAACACGACUACUGAGUUGGACACAGAGCUGUGGCAUCAAAAACUCGGUCACCUUAAUAUUCGCACAAUGAUAAAAUUGGCAAAUCAAGAAGUUGUUCGUGGAAUUCCUAAGCUGAAGGGUGACCCGCAUUUCAUAUGUGGUCAUUGCAACAAGGGCAAGCAAGUCAAGGCGUCUCAUGGGCCAGUGGCAGACAUUCGAACUAGUCAUGCACUUCAGCUAGUACAUAUGGAUAUGAUGGGUCCAAUACAAGUUCAAAGCAUAUCUCGGCUACGGUUCAUCUUUGUCAUGGUUGACGAUUUCACUCGUUACACCUGGGUGCGAUUUCUGCGUGAAAAAUCGGAUGCUCUUGAAUGCUUUCGCAUACUUGCCCUGCAGAUUAAGAGUGAAUAA
Messenger RNA from Camelina sativa (false flax), 1812 nucleotides. Lineage: Eukaryota; Viridiplantae; Streptophyta; Magnoliopsida; Brassicales; Brassicaceae. The record is from RefSeq and is a predicted model, not a curated record.